This is a messenger RNA of Ambispora leptoticha, 1206 nucleotides long. The record is from the annotation of a GenBank genome assembly. Lineage: Eukaryota; Fungi; Glomeromycota; Glomeromycetes; Archaeosporales; Ambisporaceae.
AUGGACGCAGAGACAUUAUUAAACAAGCUUUUGGUUCUUGUCGAUAUUCUAAAGUACUCGAAAACCACCAGCGUACUUCAAUGGGAUACAUCCUACUUACAGGACGCAAUACAAUGCGCUUAUGAAGUUGAGAACCAAGUACUUUGCAUGUCGGAACAAGAAUUUGUUCCUAUUUAUCAAAAGAUACUUGAAGUAACUGGAAAUGAAAAUUCACAUUAUUCGAUCCAUGAAAUCGCCAGCAUUCGUCAUUCAAUUUAUUUCUCAUUGUUGUCCAAUAACAAUUUACCUGCCGACUUAUACUAUUAUGUGUUGAGCUCUUAUCCGGCUUCUAGUUUCAGCAUUGGAAAAGAUUCCCUUUUGCAGGAUAUACGAAGAAUUGGCCAGACUUGUGCUACGGUGGAUGUUUUACUGGGAAUGGGAUUAACGUUGCAGGAAAGCCUAAUGACCAUUAAUGAACAACAUUCAUACGAACGUCCUGAACAAUUAUCUGUCUUAUAUGAGUUUUCAUUCAAGCUUCUUCCGGACACCGUAACAAAAAGAGCAACUGCUCGUCCUCUCUUGGAUAAAUUUACUUCGUUGGUUGAUGACGAUGGAGAAAUUUCUGCACACUUUCUGGAUCAGAUACAUGAAGAGGCAGCCUCGAUUCCAAUGAAUAAUUAUGAUGGAAUGCAAAUAAUUGCACACGCGAUAAUAUUAACUGAUGAAGACGGCUACAAAAAUUCAUGCAAGGCUAAAAAAGUACAGGAAAUAUUAUUAAGCUGGAUCCUGUCAAUUAUUCAUAAAACUGACGCUCAACAAUGCGAGAUGUUUCCUGUGCAACUAGAAAAUCAGUUUUGGAUGUUACAUCCGUGGAUUCUAGCACAGCUUUCGUCAUUGAGCUACCAAAUCUUCGAUUUAUAUGGUCAGACACUAAUUAGUUGUAUGAAUCAGGAGAAAAAAAUUCACCAAAGAAAUUACGUGCACCGAUUAAUCACUGAUGGUAGUAAUAAUAAUGAUGACGAUUCGAUAAUAAUAAACCCACAAUUGAGUGAACAUUGGAUGGCUUUAAAAUAUCAGAAAAAUGAAAGAGUGCAGUUUUUGACUAAUCAAUUAUUAGAAAACGAUUGGUUCACAUUCAAGAAUUGUUUGGAUCCAUAUUCGACUCGUGAACAAUCUAAAUUUGAAAUAAUGUGGAUUGAUUUUUAUAAUAGUAUGGGAAUGUUUUAA